Purpureocillium lilacinum is the source of this 714-nucleotide messenger RNA. RefSeq lists its product as uncharacterized. The record is from RefSeq and is a predicted model, not a curated record. Gene Ontology annotation, molecular function: acetyltransferase activity. Lineage: Eukaryota; Fungi; Ascomycota; Sordariomycetes; Hypocreales; Ophiocordycipitaceae.
AUGGCGUCUCCUACAGUGUCCGAGAACAAGCAGAAGAUGGCUCGCGGCGAGCUGUACCAUGCGUUCACGCCGGAGCUCGUCGCCGAGCGUACAAGGUGCAAGACGGCGCUGCGUGCUUAUAAUGCCCUCGCCGGCGUAGCGUCACGGCGAGAGUUGGUCCGCCUCUGGAGAGAGGUUGUCGGCGACACCACGCCGCUGCCAGCAGAGCUGCCCGACGCGGCGGCCGACGAGGCGCAGCUCGAGGACGAGCCGCUCGUUGAGGCGCCCGUCUUCAUGGACUACGGCACGCAGGUGAAGCUGGGCAAGGGCGUCUUCAUCAACGCCUACUCGACAUGGGUCGACACGUGCACCAUCACCGUCGGGGCGCGCACACUUUUCGGCCCGCACGUCUCGCUGUACAGCGGCACGCACCCGCUGGACCCGGAGGUGCGCGACGGCACGAAGGGUCCCGAGUCGGGCAAGCCCAUCACCAUCGGCGAGGACUGCUGGAUCGGCGGCAACGCCACCAUCCUGGCGGGCGUCACCGUCGGCCGCGGCGCGACGGUCGGCGCGGGGAGCGUCGUCACCAAGGACGUGCCGCCGUUCCACGUCGUCGCGGGCAACCCGGCGCGCGUCAUCCGCAAGAUCAAGACAAACAUGGAUCCCGGACAGAGCUUGCAAGAGGCGCAUCGCGACACGCAAGGGGCGGAGCGACCCAUGGCGGACAUGUCGUAA